Molecule: messenger RNA, 1596 nt
Organism: Pisolithus orientalis
Lineage: Eukaryota; Fungi; Basidiomycota; Agaricomycetes; Boletales; Pisolithaceae
Exons: 11
Coding region: 1-1596 (531 amino acids)
Source: RefSeq, a predicted model, not a curated record
AUGAGUGGUAGUGAUGAGGAUGAUCAUGAACAAUUUUGUCACCUGCCCUGUACCCCUCAGAAGGUCUCCUACAAUGACCAGUCCACAGAGAGUGAAGAAGAUGAGCAAGUGGUGGCAAUUGUUAUGCAUAGUGAAGACCCUGUUGACUUUGGAGAAGUUUACCAUGCAAGCAAUGUUGACCACAAACCAUCAGUGCUUAUACUCCAAACAGACAACAGUGACAAUGAACAUAGUGACAGUGACUGGUACACCACCAUGAGGUACAACCUUAAAUAUACUGUGGACACUGAAGAUACUGGUAAACUGAGGAAGUGCAAAGGGAAAUCUACUCAUAUUCUGCCCAAGGUUGGUAGACACUCUGAAUCUGACAAGGAGGAUGGGCUUGCUGCAGGGAAUGGGCCACCAACUUUAAGGCAUGGUAGACUCCCCAUUGAUGCCUUACAGAAGGCACAGGUACUCAGUGUGUGCACCACUCAAGAGGCCCAAGCCAUUGCCAAUGAAUAUGGAAAAACACUUGUGUCAAUUAUGGCUGAUGCUGGUCUCACUACUAAGGCUACCCAGGCUGAAUCAGUUUGGAACAUACAUCAGGCUUGGUAUGUGAGUGCCAACCCUAAAUUGUCCAACGAAUCUGUGAAUGAUUACUACAGCCACCAGAUGAAACAUUAUGAGAGUCAUAAAGAUGAGGGAGAACAUCCUGAGCUGUGGGCAAAAAUUUGGAAGUUCUGGAAUGAGAGUAUCAAUGGUACCAAGGACAUGAGUUUGAAGGUGAUGGUGCAAACAUGGAGUAAUGUGGAGGGCAUCCAUGUUUUUGGAUGUGUCAUUUAUGGUGGAAAUGAUGAAGCUGUGCACCAAGCUCAAGGUGUCUUUGCUGGCUCUUCACUCUGCAUGCAACUUGCAAGCGAGAGGCAGACAGAUGUUGCAAAAUUAUUGGAUUUUCUCUCUAUGAUUAUCAAAUAUAAAAUCCUUGACUCUGCUGCUUCUGUCCUGCUACCCAACUUUGCCCUGUUAUCACAAAAGUUGUAUGACCUUGCUCUUGCAUUACAAUCCCAGGAAGUCAGACAUGAUCAAAAUUGGUAUGAAGCUGAGAUCAAGUGUGGGCAGAAGAAUGUUCCAUGGAAGGUGCUGCUAGACCUGCUCUUCAUCCACAAGCAUACCAUUAUUGAUUGGCCAGCUGGAGUUCUGGUGGUUGGUCCUGAUUUCAAUGUGAAGUGCCUUAACACCAAUGAGCUCCAUGCUCUCACUGUUCCAUUUUUGAAAGAGCAGAUGGAACAAGAUUACAACUUGGAGGCUCCAGCAGAGGAGGAAGAAGACCACUUUGUGCCAGUACCUGCUUCAUUGUUUUAUCUCAAGCAUUGGACAGCUGCUGCUCUCCAACCCUGCACUCCCACCACCACCCCUGCCACUGAUCACAGAAGUGUCAUCAAGAAUAUCCAGAGGAUGGAAGUGAGAAUGACACAGGCCCAUCACAGGGAAGGUCCCAUUGCAGUACUAUGGACACUGAUCCUUACCUUUCAGCAAGCACCACCCCACAUGGCCAUUGCUGUGGAGUUGCUCACCAAUGAUACCCUUCCUACCCUUGUACUUCCCAUUCAUUAA